AUGGAGAAGCUUCACCAGAUGAACUCACUGGGGCUACUUUGCUGCCUCUAUAGGGAGUUUGGAGUCCCAGGGAUGGCCUUUGAGAGGGACAGACUCCCAGCCCAGACUCAGCUUCUGGUGCUGGCUCUGACGCUGACAAAGGGCGGGACCUUUGGGCCCCUCCCUUCUCUGUGGAGAAUCCACACUGGGGAGAAAACUUAUGAAUGCAGUCAAUGUGGAAAAACAUUCAGUCGGUGCUCCAGUCUUGCUCUGCAUCAGAGAAUCCACACAGGAGAGAAACCUUAUAAAUGCAAGCAGUGUGGGAAGACAUUCAGGUGCAGUUCAGCUCUUUCUGUACAUCAGAGAAUCCACACUGGGGAGAAAUCUUAUGAAUGCAAACAGUGUGGAAAGGCAUUCAGGUUGAGCUCCCAUCUAACUGUACAUCAGAGAAUCCACACUGGGGAGAAACCUUAUGAAUGCAAGCAGUGUGGAAAAACAUACAUUUGCACCUCUCAUCUUGCUGUACAUCAGAGACUCCACACUGGGGAGAAACCUUAUGAAUGCAAGGAGUGUGGAAAGGCAUUCAGUUGCAGUUCCUAUCUUGCUGUACAUCAGAGAAUCCAUACAGGGGAGAAACCUUAUGAAUGCAAGCAAUGCAGAAAGGCAUUCAGUUGCAGUUCAGCUCUUUCUGUACAUCAGAGAAUCCACACUGGGGAGAAACCUUAUGAAUGCAAGCAGUGUGGAAAGACAUUCAGGUUGAGCUCUCACUUAGUUGUACAUCAGAGAAUCCACACAGGGGAGAAACCUUAUGAAUGCAAGCAGUGUGGAAAGACAUUCAUUUGCAGCUCUCAUCUUUCUGUACAUCAGAGAAUCCACACUGGGGAGAAACCUUUUGAAUGCAAGGAGUGUGGAAAGGCAUUCAGUUGCAGCUCCUAUCUUACUGUACAUCAGAGAAUCCACACUGGGGAGAAACCUUUUGAAUGCAAGCAGUGUGGAGAAACAUUCAGUCGUAGCUCCGGACUUUCUGUACAUCAGAGAAUCCAUACUGGGGAGAAACCUUAUGUAUGCAAGGAGUGUGGAAAGGCAUUCAGUUGCAGCUCCUAUCUUCCUGUACAUCAGAGAAUCCAUACUGGGGAGAAACCUUAUGAAUGCAAGCAGUGUGGAAAGACAUUUAGUUGCAGCUCCUAUCUUCCUGUACAUCAGAGAAUUCACACUGGGGAGAAACCUUUUGAAUGCAAGCAGUGUGGAGAAACUUUCAGUCGUAGCUUCAGUCUAGCUGUACAUCAGAGAAUCCAUACUGGGGAGAAACCUUAU
This is a messenger RNA of Gracilinanus agilis (Agile Gracile Mouse Opossum), 1293 nucleotides long. RefSeq names its product zinc finger protein 571-like. Lineage: Eukaryota; Metazoa; Chordata; Mammalia; Didelphimorphia; Didelphidae. The annotation marks the transcript as partial. Gene Ontology annotation, molecular function: DNA-binding transcription repressor activity, RNA polymerase II-specific. The record is from RefSeq and is a predicted model, not a curated record. The transcript has 4 exons. Gene Ontology annotation, biological process: negative regulation of transcription by RNA polymerase II.